Molecule: messenger RNA, 1608 nt
Organism: Suncus etruscus (white-toothed pygmy shrew)
Lineage: Eukaryota; Metazoa; Chordata; Mammalia; Eulipotyphla; Soricidae
Gene: ARL8A
Product: ADP ribosylation factor like GTPase 8A
Exons: 7
Coding region: 102-662 (186 amino acids)
Biological process (GO): protein transport; anterograde axonal transport
Cellular component (GO): lysosomal membrane
Molecular function (GO): GTP binding; GTPase activity
Source: RefSeq, a predicted model, not a curated record
CAGCAGCGGGAGGGAGCGCGGGUGGGGCGCGGGUCGGGCCGCAGCGCGAGGCAGCAACGGGCCGCAGGGCAGCCGGGCCGGGCGGGGCCGGCGCAGCGACCAUGAUCGCUUUGUUCAACAAGCUGCUGGACUGGUUCAAGGCCCUUUUCUGGAAGGAGGAGAUGGAGCUCACGCUGGUCGGGCUGCAGUACUCCGGCAAGACCACCUUCGUCAACGUGAUCGCGUCUGGACAGUUCAACGAGGACAUGAUCCCCACUGUGGGCUUCAACAUGCGCAAGAUCACCAAGGGAAACGUCACCAUCAAGCUCUGGGACAUUGGGGGCCAACCUCGUUUCCGCAGCAUGUGGGAACGCUACUGCCGCGGUGUGAGCGCCAUUGUGUACAUGGUGGACGCUGCAGACCAGGAGAAGAUUGAAGCUUCCAAGAACGAGCUGCACAACCUGCUGGAUAAGCCGCAGCUGCAGGGCAUUCCGGUCUUAGUCCUGGGGAACAAGCGGGACCUCCCAGGAGCACUGGAUGAGAAGGAGCUGAUUGAGAAGAUGAAUCUGUCUGCCAUCCAGGACCGGGAAAUCUGCUGCUAUUCCAUCUCCUGCAAAGAAAAGGACAACAUUGACAUCACCCUACAGUGGCUUAUUCAACACUCAAAGUCACGGAGAAGCUGAGAGCGCGGCCUGCGCACCUCGGACCCGGGAACGUAGUGGUCCCGCACCGGAAGCCGAGCGCCCACCACCCCGCCCUGGCCUCAGCCCACCCACGUCCCUUGGCGUGGGGAGGGCCACUGGGGCUCUGAGUCAAAUUCUGCUGAGGCUGAAACUCCUGUUUUUAUUGUAAAAUAAACAGCCCCGGUCUGGUCCCUUAACCUCUCCCCGGCCCCUCCACGCCCCCAGCCCUGCCCUUGUCUCCCCGGCCCCCCCACUUCCCGUUCCCUUCAAUACUUCUGUUAGUGUCCUGUGUGUACAGUAUAUAUAUGUAUAUAUAUUUUAAUUUUUUAAUUUAAGCAAAGACUAAAAUCAACCAUUUGAUGCUGCAGGGGCCAGUUAGGAUCUGGGCAGGGGUAGUCCGGAGCAAAAGAGAGAGAAAAGCAGUAGGGGUGACUGGGGGCAAGUUCAGAUGGGGCACAGUGAAGGCUGGCACAGGGGAAAGGGGCAGAGACAGGUAUUAGCUGGACACUGGUGCCACCCUGCCCAUGCCAGGUGGUCCCACUGCCCAGCCUGGCCUGUCUGCAGCUUGUGAAUGUCCCAGGGGGUAAGGUGGGCCACUACGGACAAUGGGGCCAGCGUCUACCAGGUGGGGUGCAUGGGGAGACCCGAAGCCAGUGUCACGCCCAGCAGCCUCCCUGCCCACUCCAGGCUCUCCACGCCCCCAGGGCCCGAGACCCGGGCCACCUCAUUUUAUGUUCCCAUUCCGCAGAGUUGCACAGGGAGAAGGCUCGGCACGGGGUGGUCUUGAGUUUUGUUCAUUUAAUUUAAUGAUUUGUAAAGUGAUGUCCCUCUGCCUUUUUUUACACUUUCCGGCUCAUAUUUAACCUCUGUUUGGAGAACGAUUCUUGUAACUGUACAUUUUUUGCCUCCUAACAAUGAGAAUAAACGACCAAUUUUGUGUUGGGGG